AUGAAAGAAGAAAAAAUAACGAAAAUUGCAUUUUUGCUUAUGGUGGCGCAGAUUUCUUUAGCCGUGGAAUUCGAAACAUUCGCAGCGUUCUCUAACCACAAACAAGGAAAAAGCAGGUACAAUGUUUAAAAAUCUUGAUUUGACGCAAAUUUCUCCUUCGUCUUUUAACGUUUUCGAGCAUUUCUGUCGAUUUUUUUUUAUACAUUCAUUUCCGGCUCCUAUACAACCUUCUAACCAAUUUCCGAUCCUAAAUCACAGAAAUGACGAGAAGACAGUCAACUGUUGUCCAAUUAUUGGUAAGUGAGUAAGCAAACUUUUUGAAAAAUAAUAAUAUGCCAGUGAAAGGGUUGUCGUCAUAUGAAAAGGUCUGUUAUCAUUAUUGUAGUUUGGCUGUCUUGCCAAGACUUGUUUGGUCAUACGGUGAAACUACAAUUAUAUUCUUCUCUUGCUUUAGAAACGGAAGUAAGAACUGCGAUUUGGCCUUAUGAAUUAAUGAAUAAAACGCCUCUGAAAGACACUCUUAUCAAUACUAUGCGCGAUGUUUUCUUAGGAAAAAUAGAAAUAAACAGCGAGCACCGUCUUAUAAGACAAAGGAAGGGGAAACACCUAUAAGCUCGAGCAUAACGCUUGAUUACGUCACGAGCGUAGAUUGACAAAAGGAUAAUGAAAGGUCAUUCAUUUAUUAUUGUUUCCUAUCUCUGCUUCACUGAAGGCGUGCUCGCUCAAGAAACGGAUGGAAAUGUGACGAAAUUCGGAAGUCAAUUAAUUGCAGCCACUUACGCCAAGUUUAUCGAGUCUGCAGGAGGGAGAAUGGUGCCUAUUUUGUAUCCUUUAUAAAUCUGGCCCUCUUGGAAUCAUGUAUUUGCUCAACCUCUUAAAGAUGUGACUUAACUUGACAUAACUUGCCUCUCCACCCGGGAGUAUAAAUGGAUACCGGCGAAUUAUCAGGGUAGCCUGAUUAUAACCGAGGUCAUGCAAAGAAUCGAGAGAUCCUUCCGAACACGAAGGAAGGAAUCCCCCCGACGGGGUCUUAAUACGAUAAGCUCCGAACUGUUUAUUUUUUUAAGAUUAUUUCAGAUAUAGCAGUUAUUCACGGACGUUUUCAUAAGUUUCCCUCAGAUUACUUACGAAAAGGUAGGCCUGUUUGGCCAAGUGCCUUUCGAGGCCGCUACUUAAUGGCGAAACUUAUUGUCAUACCGUUUCCCUGUGUGUAUAGUGUUUUUACGUUUCAUUACGAUAUGAGCUCCACUUAAAUAGAUAGAACAUUCUAUAUGAUUAGAUAAAAUGCUUUUUUUAAAUCAGUAGCAGCAUGGCUACGCAUAACAUGAUAAAUAACGGAACAUUCCGGAAUAUUCUGGAACAUGACCCUAUAGGGAAAGAAGCGUUCCUUGUGAACGUUUUAUAUUUAAAAAAAACUGGAAUAAAUUACAGCUGGAUAGGACUCUUGGCUCAAAUGCAAACUUUACCUUUUACUUAUACUCAUUUACUAUGAGUCCAUGAACCAUGAGCCCAUGAAAUAAUUUCCCCUGAAGGCCAUGGUUGCUAUUGUGCAAAAAAAAAAUGGAUGAGUCGGGAAAAGAACAUGGAAACCUUUCUCAAAGCUUUCUCCCUACAAAACUGACAACAUCUCUUUAAAUUCACAGAGGUUUCCAUGUUUGAUUUUCUUGUGGUCGUGUUGUCGGCUUGUUCAGGGGCGUUACACGUCAGUAUGCUUAACCGGGGAGACUUUCUGUAGUCUUUAUAACAUUCCCAGCGAUUUGUUGUAAAUGUGUGAUUCUUAACCCUUAAAUCAACAUCCUGCAGCAUUAACUCCACUGCUAAAGAAAUUGAAAAAUUAUUUUAUUCAAUUAAUGGGUAAGUAGAACGACAGUCAAAGCCGACCUCAAAAGAUGGAACCGGCAAAAUUCUUUACUAUUAAGGUAUUCUUUACGGUUACAAUAGAAAGACCGGAAACGUGGUAUGGUGUAAACGUCGAUUAAGACUAUCAUUUGUCACAAUGUUCGCUCUCGCUUGUUUCAAGGGCGUAGGCGAAAUUAAGAGAAGGGGGGAGGGUCUGCUUACAGCUUACGCCACUUUCUGAAAUAAUUAGGGUUUUUAUCAUUAUAGUUUUAUUAUUUUGAGGUCUACAAAAUUCACGUUUUAUGAAUCAGAUUUGCAAAAACGUGAAAAUCUUAAGAGUCUUUGUGGCGCAACUUUUCUCCGGUGUCAGAUACCCCAUUUGCUGGUCCCUCUCACUGCUUAAAUAUCAGUCCACUGAUACACAAUAUAGACCCGUGUUAUAAGCCACCUCAUGUAAGACACUCGGAAAUUCAUACCUGGGAUACCUCCCUUUGAAAAACCCUUGCUAUUGCGCUACGAACCUAUACUGCCUCAUCCCCACCCACCACCCCCCCUUCACCGGGCCACUUCUCAUCAUACAUUUCAUUUGUUCCUCAUUCUCGACUUAUUUUACUUUCGCUACUUUUCCUUGUCUAUGACUUUUACGUAUUUUAGUGCCAUAUAUCCCGGAGGUCAUAGGUUGUUACACCACACAAACUACACACGAGUAGGGAAACAGAUAUUAGAGCUGGCAAUGAAGGUAAAGUUUCAAAACCAAAUAAAUUAACUUCUACGGUGAUUUAGUGUUAUCAACUGAGUUGAUAGCGUGAAUCGGCCAUCGUAAAGAGUUUAAGAGCUUUUCAACUCUUUACGGUAGCCAAUUUACGUUAUUAACUCAGCUGAUAAUACUAAAUUACCCUGUUAUACUCUCCCACCGACGCAGCACCAAAGUUUCUUCAGAAACUUACCCUCUUUAUUCAGUAAACUUCCACAAUUCUUCCACUAACUCGCGCUGAAGUAUGUCACUUGUAGAUCAGUUUAGGUACCCUAAUCUCCUUCAGUGAGAGUGAUUAGUUAUUUAUAAUAUUUAUCAAGCAAUAGUUUUUGGAAGGAAGAAGCCUUAAAGAUAUGUCAGUGAAAUGCAGCCAUUUAUCAUCACCAAGCUGAAUGGAAUGAACAAAAAAAUGCUACUUUGUGAAAACGCAAAUUAACCUGUCAAUUAAAGAACUAAAUUGUGUCCCUGAACCACUAAGAAUGGCAGCCUAUGAUUUAUAUUUAGGCACUUUUGUUGGAAUCUACCCAAAUUCAUCUUAAAGCAAAUUCUCUCAGUACUAAAUUAAUACUAUUAUAUUCCUGUUAUUAUUAUUGUUAUUAUUAUUAUUAUUAUUAUUAUUAUCAUUAUUAUUAUCAUUAUUAUCAUUCUUAUUAUAUUCAUCACUAUUAUUAUUGUCAUCUAAUGAUUAAAAUACACGAUCCAAAUUUAUCAUUAUGAAAAAGAACCAAAUGGUGCACAAUUGCCAAGAACACAUCAUCUAAUUAAUAAUGAUAAAAUUAUUAUUAUUAUCUUUUUUUUGUCGUUACUGAUGAUGGUUAUUUUUGGAUCUACUCGCUCUUCGACCAUCUGUACCAAGUUAAUUACAAAAGGAUCCCAAUUGGCUGAUGGGUUUUACGGUAGUGGUUUAAAUUUUGGCAUUUUAAUGACUAAUGGUUAUCACAAAAUGACACAAAAUGACACAUUGUAAGAGAGUAAAAUAUUUUUACGGUUAACUUUUAUCACGACUAACGGUUAAAAUUUAUCAGUUUUUACGCAUAACGUUUAAAUUUUAUGACCGUUUCACGGCUAACGAUGAACUCCAUGGAGACCCUCUCAGAAAGUGAACAGCUUUUUAUUACAAAGUAUAACAAAUAUUUUUACAAAGUGCGACGAUUUUAUUACAAAGUACUUCAGGACAGAGGUAGACAUGCAAACCCUUACAGGAAAUUCAAUUUCGCUAUCAUUUCAGAAAAAAUGUCAUUCCAAUAUCGUUACACACAGAUUUCUUUUCCCCACUGCAGGCUUAUGAUAAAGGCGAUAUCUUUCCGAUCUGGGGAGAAUGUCUGGGCUUAGAGUUGCUUUCAAUGCUGGUUGCUGGGAGAGAUUUACGAGUGGGGCAACUGGACCACGAAUUUUUCAGCGAAGUCGAUGCAAAAAAUGUCAGCCUAAAAUUAAUUCUUCCAAGAAGUUGGUGAUGCAUCUGUUUUAUUAUUUAUAUUAACGAUCAUGUAGCCAAUUAGUAUUUCAACUCUGUUAUAGCAGUACCGCCACUGUUUUUGUUUAGUUUUGGUGGAUAACGCUUACCUGUAAGAUGGAUUCAGGUGAUGCAAUAACAUCUUUAGAAAAGAAUUCCAAAGACAUUCCGAAAUUUUAGUUUGUAGAAUAACCCUCCGGGCAUUUCAAAACUCUUCCUGUAAGCUUAAUGUUUUUGUAGUCAAACGAACCUUACUUAGCUCGCUUUCUGAUGGAUGACUGAGCACUGGACAUUGGCCCGAUGUUACAGGGAUCUUCAAACUGUACAGUUUAUCAAGAGGUUCUUCAUGGGGUCAACCUUUGGCCGUAAAGCAGCAACAAAAUUUACAGUCAGCCAUAAAAUGACAGGAAUCUUAAUUAUUAGCCGUAAAGGCCAUCACCCUUUUAUCAAAACAUUCGAUAGAUUAAAUUCGCAGCAAAGGGGCACUUGAAUCGUAAGAUCACAGUUCGGUUUAAGCUGUCAAAUAGACACAGAUGUGACCCUCUACUGAUACAAAUCAUUUUCGUUUUGCAGAUUAUAAAACAACUUCUCUAUGGAAAUUUGCUCCAAGACACGUUGUGAAAUUCUUACAAAAUAACAAUGCAGCAUACAACAAUCACAGGAAGGCCAUCACACUACAGGUUAGAUGAAAUUUUAUUUCUUCUAUCCUUGACGGAGGAAUCUAAGUUAUUAUUAUUAUUAUGAUGAUGAUUAUUAUUAUUAUUAUUGUCAUCAUAUUAUCGAUUUCUAUUUUGGCACAAUUCAUUGCGACAGUUUUAAGGGAACAGCCCGUUUAUUUUUUGCUUGGUGUUAGAGGGGGAUUUUGGGAUGGAUCACAUGGUUUUCAGGGAGUACGGAACGGGGAUCAGUCAUUGCCAAUUGCAACAUAGCACAUUGGGGAACUAUAGAAAAUUAACUGCACAAUAAUUGCUAAUAAGGAGGAGCAUAAGAAUAUUACAGUCAGCCUUCUAAGGAAAUAAGGUAAAUUUCAUUGUGACAUCAUCCAAUCCUUCCCCCCCCCCACCCCCUGACAAAAAUAUCAACCGGUCCCUAAACCGAAAAAAUUAUCGUAUUGUUAAUUUUGAGAUCUUUCCAAUAAGUUUUUUUUAGUGUUGGUGAUUCUGUAGAUGCGAAAAUAAGGACAAUAAAAAGAGAGAAGAACAGUAUUGAGAAGUUUUAGCAUCCAUUACAGGACCUCCAUGCUAAAGAACAACACCCACUAAACAGAGGGAGAGUUAACCUUAGCCUUGUGAUUUAACCCUUAAUCUGACCCCCCUAAGAGUGACCAGCAUCUGAUUUCUCCUUACAGUACAACCCCUGAAUCAAACAUUGAGGUCACGAGAAUAAAGGAAAUGAUCACCAACUUAAGAAGCUGUUGAUUGUAAAACAAAUUCUCCUUGUCAGCACCUGAAGAAAUGUAUAGCGAACAGUGAGGAGAAUAUGCAUACUAAUGAUAAGGUGUAAAGGGUUAUUAAGUCUUUACGCCCUCACUUGUUUCAGAUUAUACACUGACCCAUACUACUCUGUUCUUUUACGCCAGAAUUAUGGCAAGUACAGACGUCUAAAUGCUUUUUUCAGAAUCGUUUCAACCAGCAAAGAUCGCCACGGGGUUGAAUUUAUUUCAACUAUGGAAGGUAAGAACAAAAAGUAUAAGGAAUCUUAAAAAACAAACCCAAAUAUCAUAAGCUUCGUCUGGCUUCCUCGCUACAAUAGUUGACUCUUUUCAAGUUACAGUUUGUUCUGAAAAAAUUAUCAGUUCUAAAUUUCUUACUUGUAAUGUUUUUGUGCAAAUAGAAAAGAUAAAUAGGAAGAAUUCUUUUAUCAUAUACUUUUGGUGAUGGCAAGAGUCUAAUUGUAUUAUUUACAGGUAAGCGUUAUCCCGUCUACCUUUUCCACUGGCACCCGGCUAAAUCCCAGUUUGAAUGGCGCAGGGAUCUGGACAUUAAUCACUCGCUGGCCGAUGUUCUUUCAGGCCAGUAUUUUGCAAAUUUCCUAAUUCAAAAAGGUGAGCUUGGAAAAAGAUUUUAGUUCCUCUUCCAUAACAAAAAAUAGCUGAUAAUGUAAUGAUAAUCCAGUGCCAUUAUUGUUAUAAUGAUCCGCUGACCGAAAAAAAAACUCAGUAAUCAAAUUACACAAAACUAGUGGAUCAAAAUGCAGAGGCGGAACUAGAAAAAAAUAACAGAAAUUCAUGCAACGAUCUCUUCUAUUCAAAGCACGUGAUUCAAGGCGGAAAAAUGUUUCCCUACAUGCGGGGAUGAGAAUCAAAACAACACGUCACACAACAUGUCACAACCAACGAUGAACAACACCUGAACUUUUUGUUAUAUUUUGCUUGUUUUGCCUAUAAUUGAAAUGAGUUGGAAUCAUUGUUUAUUUCCUAUAGUGUGAUCGGUUAAUUUCGUUUAAGUGAUCCUGGUAACAGCAGUGAACUUAUGAGAGUGCUGCGAUCUAGACAUGUUCUAUUCUGACCUUGUAGUAUCAUGGAAGAAGAUACUUUAUUCAUUAACCCUUUAACUCCCUUUGGUGACCAAGACAGAAUUUCUCCUUACACUACCAAUACAAUAUCAAGCAGGCAAGUGCUGAGAAUAAAGAAAAUAUCAAUUAGAAGAUGAUUAGUUGAUCCAAUACCAAAUUCCCUAAACUAGCAUCAUAAGAAUCGUAUGGCAGACAGCAAGACAAAUUACUAAUAAUGAAAUCUAGGGAGGGAAAAGGUUAAUUAUGACAACAAUAGCUGUAAUGAUAGUAAUUCCUCUCUGUUGUCAGAGGAAGAGAUGGCUUCUUUAAUUUAUAACUACAAACCAACUGCUGUACAAGACUACUUGCCUUUUAUACAAGCUUACUUUUUUUAA
Molecule: messenger RNA, 6934 nt
Organism: Pocillopora meandrina
Lineage: Eukaryota; Metazoa; Cnidaria; Anthozoa; Scleractinia; Pocilloporidae
Source: the annotation of a GenBank genome assembly